This is a messenger RNA of Aspergillus brunneoviolaceus CBS 621.78, 1877 nucleotides long. RefSeq names its product Arabinanase/levansucrase/invertase. The transcript has 4 exons. The record is from RefSeq and is a predicted model, not a curated record. The coding region runs from base 238 to 1782 and encodes 514 amino acids. Gene Ontology annotation, molecular function: hydrolase activity, hydrolyzing O-glycosyl compounds. Gene Ontology annotation, biological process: carbohydrate metabolic process. Lineage: Eukaryota; Fungi; Ascomycota; Eurotiomycetes; Eurotiales; Aspergillaceae.
CGACAAUCUAAAUCUACUUGUUACACCAUUCACCGGCGAUUUUCAGGGUCGCAUCCACAUAUACGCAGCAGCAGCAGCAGCAGAAGCUGAUAACUGCACCACUGCACCACUUACUAAGAUCCAGACCCUGCGGUCCUGAUCUGCACCCACCAACCCAGCAUUGGCCACCAAAAUCGAUGAACACAAUGUGCUGUUAGCCAUCCUGCGAGCUCAGUUCUCUCAGUCGCGCUCGACAGGAUGAACGCUACCGCACCCACCAGACCUCGCCUAUUGAGCAUGGGCUCGACGUACUCGGAAUUCGACGAAGAAAGCAGCGGGAAAGCAUCACCACCAUUACUUUCGCGCCACUCACUCCGUCGCCUCAUCCGCGUCUCCGCUCUGUUGUCGCUUUUCUUCUUCGUGCUAUACAUCCUACGCAACCACUUCCGUGCACAACCACCCAGCUCACUUUCAGACUCUACCGACACCGCGAACGACGACGACAAAGCUAAUAAAGCCCAUGACGACCCAGUAUCCCCGGUCUAUCCCCCGACCAACCCAACAGAACUCCACAUCCACGACCCCAGCAUCAUUAUCACUUAUUCUCACCCCGAACCCCAGCCAGAUCAAAACUCCAACCCCAAGCCAAACGCAGCCCACCAAACCCGCACAGCACGUCCCGUGAAGACAUACUAUGCCUACGGCUCCGGCCCGCACAUCCCCAUUCACACCGCGCCGGCCCUCUCCGGCCCCUGGACCAAGAUCGGCACCGUCCUAACCACAGACAGCGUCCUCCCCAUCGGCGACCGAAAAGCGCCCUGGGCGCCCACGGUCGUCGCCCACAAUGGCACGUACUACUGCUACUACGCGACAAGCCACAGCGGCUGCCGCCGCAGUGCAAUCGGGGUAGCUACCUCGUCGGACCCGGGACCCCGGGGAUGGGUGGAUCACGGAGUCAUCAUCCGGUCCGGCGUAGGAACAGGGUCGGGGUUGUACCCGAUGGAUCGCGCGAAUGCGAUCGACGUGAGUGUUAUAAUCACUUCUCUCCCACCGGAAGAGAAGGAACCCCAAAAAGAAGAAGAUGUGGGAGACAAAACGCAUCCCCGCCUCUUAUUCUCCCGAGAAGAAAUCCCCCAGACCGAAGGCGAGGGAAAGGGAGAAGACCCCAACCCCCUCUCAACCUCUCCCUCUAGCCCCAAGCCAACGGAGAAAAAAGGCUACCUGACCUUCGGCUCCUUCUGGACAGGGAUCUGGCAGAUUCCGCUCACCCCCGACCUUCUGGGGAGUGACUACACGGGCAACCGCGAGGUGCGGCACCUCGCCCACGAGCCGCGGGCGGUGCACCCGCCUAUCCCCAAGUCCAAUGGGAUCUGCGGCGACCCCACGGGGAUGCAUCCCGUCGAGGGCCCGUUUAUCUCCUACCGCGCGCCGUGGUAUUAUCUGUGGUUUAGUUGGGGCAAGUGCUGUGGGUUUAAGCCGGAGCGGUUGCCGAGGAAGGGGAUGGAGUAUAGUAUCCGGGUCGGCCGCUCGAGGAGUCCCCGCGGCCCAUUCGUGGAUAAGCAAGGCCGGGACCUGGUGGAGGGCGGCGGGGAGGUUGCGUAUGGGUCGAAUGGGGAGGUGUAUGCGCCUGGGGGCCAGGGGGUCCUGGUUCAUCGUCGAUACGAUGAUGUUCUCGGUGUGGAGGUGGAGGAGGAUGUGCUUUAUUAUCAUUAUCUGAAUACCUCGGUGGGGUAUGAGUUUCAUGAAGCGCGACUGGGUUAUAAUGUCCUGGAUUAUGUGGAUGGCUGGCCGGUUCCGGUAUAGAGGAUUUGGGUGUUGUAGGGGGUGUGAUGGCAGCCUGGUGCUGGCUUUUUUGACUUCUUAGCUUGGCUUGGCUUGGUAGAUUGUCUUCUGGCGAG